This is a messenger RNA of Andrographis paniculata, 852 nucleotides long. RefSeq lists its product as uncharacterized. The transcript has a single exon. NCBI's taxonomy places the organism in Eukaryota, Viridiplantae, Streptophyta, Magnoliopsida, Lamiales, Acanthaceae. The coding region runs from base 122 to 496 and encodes 124 amino acids. The record is from RefSeq and is a predicted model, not a curated record.
GGGCUUUCGCUUUCCCUAUAAAUUAAUUCCCCGCCGAACCCUCGAUUGAAUUCCUAAUUCUUCAAAUUAGGUUUUCUGGUGGUGCUGCGAUUUUUGGAUUGAUCGAUCUCGAUCGACUGCCAUGGCUGAAGAGUUUGAAGAAUCUGAAGUGGUGUUUGAGGAGAAUAAUGACGGCGGCGGGCGCAGUGACGGUGGCGGAUCGGAGUUUGGGGAUUUCGGUAAGGAGAAGAGGAAAAAAGCGAGGAGUUAUAAGAGCUUUUCCGUUCCGGUGAGGAUACCGGAAAAUGCGGCGCUGAGGAAUUCUCGGCGGCCGGAGAUGGACGGCGGCGAUGGAGGUGAGAUGGUGCCGCCGCACGUGAUCACGGCGGGGCGGCACGUGGCCGGAGAUAUGAUGGCGUUUUCGGUGUGUACGGGCAACGGGCGGACGCUUAAAGGCCGGGAUUUGAGCCAAGUCAGGAAUUCGGUUCUCAGAAUGACCGGAUUUCUGGAAACCUGAUUAUUUAUUAUUUGUUUUACAAUGAUUGGAUAUUGAAUAAUUUUUAUUUUAUUUUUUUAUAUACAAGUGGUGAUUGGUGUAGAAGAAAAUCAGAAAUUUGGAAAUGGUAGAAAAAGAAAAAGGAUUUUUAGGCUCCAUUUUUAUGAUGCAGUGAUGAGCAUGGCGUAGGGUGGACAGGGAUGGUAUUUCUUGGAGCUCCCUGGAGCUCAGAACCUGAGGUGGUUAUAUAAAUGGUGUGAAGCUUUUAGGUGUUGGAGUCCCUGUGGUUCCUUAGCUGAAGCCUUGAACUGCAUUAUUGUUUGGAUGUAUUUAUUAGAAUUGGAAUUAGUCAAUUUAUAAUAUAAUACCAUCUCAAU